Molecule: messenger RNA, 2559 nt
Organism: Macrobrachium nipponense
Lineage: Eukaryota; Metazoa; Arthropoda; Malacostraca; Decapoda; Palaemonidae
Product: protein phosphatase 1 regulatory subunit 21-like
Exons: 15
Coding region: 1-2043 (680 amino acids)
Cellular component (GO): early endosome; membrane
Source: RefSeq, a predicted model, not a curated record
AUGGUUGACACAGCAGGAGAUGAACUAGAACUAGAAGUAGAAUAUAUGACAAGUCUAGGCCUAGCAAAAAUGCUGAAAAGAAUGCAAAUGGGGUUACUCCCAAUACAAAAAUUAAAAAUUAAGGAAAAUGCUAGAUUGCAGUCUGAGUUAGCGGAUGUGGAGACUAAUUAUCGAAGAAGAAUUUCUGAAUUGGAAGCUGCACUAGAAAAAUCACAACAGGAAUCACAGAAAACCAGAGAGUUGCUUCAAGUUCGGGAGAAAUCUGCAAAUGAAAUGGUUGAUCAGCUUGAGAAUGAGCGGGUAAGACAGGUGGUGGUUGCCCAGCAGAAGGAAGCAGAGAUUCAAUCCUUAAAAGAGCAGUUGAAAGCUCUUCAAGAAAGAAUAGGCUCUCCAAAGAUUUCAGAAGAGUCCAAGAGCACUAAUCAAGACCCUACUGCCCAAGACAAAAUAUUGGCAGAGCAGUCUGCAAAGAGGAAAGAGUUGCUGUCUUAUGCCCUAGAUAUUCCAGUCCAGAAUGGGAGAGAGAGGGUUCCAUCAGCCUCAGCCAAAAGUUUGGUUGACUCUUUUGACGGCCUUAUUCAAGAGUUGUGUGAUUUAUGUGCAGAAUUCUUAUAUUGUUAUAGUAGAAGAAUAAAGUUAUGUGAACAGUCAUCUGAAGUAAAAGUUAAACUUAUUGAAAACUUGAAAUCUGCAGCGACUCCGUGGCGCUCGUUAUCAUCGUCAUAUCAUCAACUGGUCAAGAACGCAUCGGGGGAGGGCUUCAUUGCCCUGGAAACCUUGAGCGGUCUCUCAAAUGUCAGCCAGUGUGUCGUUUCCUGUGGAGCUAGUCUUCGUAAAAUUUUACCACUAGUUGUGCAUUGGAUUUCGGAAGGACGCAGCCCGACCGUAGAUGGUGAUCGAAUUGAUGCUGCCUGGAGUGCAUCUUUCAGCCGACUAGUCUCGUCUUGGGGGUCUUUAGCUCCUUAUGUUGCAGCAUUGGCUAGUCAAAGUACGCCCAACUCAAACUUACCACCAAGUGCUCAGGGACGUGUAAUCACCAUGUUAAGUGACCGUCUGGUCAAUUUACAUGCAGCGUUCAAUGAGGCUGCAAAUAUUUACCAAAGGAAAGCGAACGCUGAAAAAGAUCAACAUUCAACGUCAGGUGAAGCAAAUGCUAUUAAUGAAGAGCUAAUAAAUGCAUUAAACUCGCUGUCCUCAACAACCAAUAGAAUGUCCACAACCUUCAGAGAACAAGUUGUCCCAUCAUGGAACCGUGGAGGUUCAACACCAAGUACACCAUCUUCUCCAUACCCUAGUAUGCCAUAUGGAUUAAGCAAAUCUCCUAGUAAUUCAAAUUCUGUAACACAGGAUGAGAGUCAUCAGGUCCUUUAUGAUGGAACACUCUCUAGUCCUAUAAAUGAUUCAAAUUUUGGUGAUACGGAGACGUCACUCAAGAAGCAAUUAGCAGUGACAUCCUCCAAGCUUAGUCAGUUAGAAGCCGAAAGAGAACAUUGGAGACUGGAACAUCAGUUGUUACAGUGUAAACUUCAAAAGGUAACAAAGAGGGUCAAACAGCUUGAACAGCAGCUGAAAGGAGAGACCACAACUUCAGAUGGGGAUGCAGACACAGUGCACACAAGAGAUCAUUCUGUCUCAGUUAUAUCAAACACAUCUUUCGUUGGUGAAGUACAGAGUUCAGAUGGUAUUCCAGAUGAGAGAGAGAAAGAUAUACGCAACCAUUUCACUAGUCGCUGUUCUCACCUUUAUAUGAAAUUAACGUCAGCUGUAAGUCAGGCAUCUCUCUAUCAGAAUGAGUGCGAAUCGUUAAUGAAGCGUUUAGUCGUGAGUGAGGAAAACCAGACUUCUACCGAGGUGGAAGUGGAUAAACAGCGAGAAAAUGUCAGUUAUCUUAAGGAGACUUUGCAGACUACUUCUAGAAAUUAUGAAGAGCAGAUCUCUACUAUGUCUGAACAUUUAGCAGAUUUGAAUGAGAGAAUAGCAAGCCAGACAGAAUAUAUUGAACAACUCAAAUAUGAAAUUAAGGCUAAGAAAGGCAAGAAGUAAGAAGUGGAGUUUUCAAGGUUCAUCCAACUACAAUAGAUUGAUUUAUUGUGGUAAAUUUACUGCUUAGUUGUUAUUUUUGUAUGCUGAAUGAAUGGAUGAAUGAAUGUCGAAUAUCAAAUGGGUAUAAGUGUGUGAAGAAUCCACGAAAGGCUCAUUUCAUCUUAAAACUGACCAAAGUUUGAGACAUUACGGUGCAUUGUAUACUAGUUUGUGAUAAUUCUUUAUUAUAAUAAAAGCUCUUUUUAAGAUAUGAUUUUAUGAUACUCAGAGAACAGAUAUAUAGAUCUGACAUGAUAGUGUAGCAUUGUAUAACCUGAUUUUCAUUUUCUUUUGACUUCCUUAUAGAGGCUUAGAAAUAAGUGAUUUAAGUCAAUUAAGUGAAAGUAUUUCCUGUAUGUAUUGUAAUAUAGACUUUUUCAUCUGUGAAACUGCCGACUGUAGAGGGUCAAAGCUUUACAUUUCUAUUGAUUUGUUAAAAUUGAGUUACAUUCCAUUAAAGUUUAUUUACACAUCAAA